Messenger RNA from Sarcophilus harrisii (Tasmanian devil), 1893 nucleotides. RefSeq names its product zinc finger GATA like protein 1 (gene ZGLP1). Gene Ontology annotation, molecular function: sequence-specific DNA binding; zinc ion binding. NCBI's taxonomy places the organism in Eukaryota, Metazoa, Chordata, Mammalia, Dasyuromorphia, Dasyuridae. The record is from RefSeq and is a predicted model, not a curated record. Bases 568 to 1845 code for a protein of 425 amino acids. Gene Ontology annotation, cellular component: nucleus. Gene Ontology annotation, biological process: oocyte development; regulation of transcription by RNA polymerase II; spermatogenesis. The transcript has 6 exons.
CAAGCAGAAUCGAGCUAAAAAUUGAAAUGUAGGUCUUCUGGCUCUGGGUCAGCAUUGAGAAACUAGCAAGUCCAGGGUGCUCACCCAGUUAUCUUGGCUCUCCUCUUUGGGGGAAAGUGGAUUUUUCUAGCAGAUGAUUAGGAUAUAGUAGUUAACGUUUACAUAAUGCAUUUUAGUUUACAAAGUGAUCUACAUAUAAUCCCUACAUUAACCCUGUAACAUAGAUGAUAGUUACCCCCUUAUACUCUAAAUGGAAUGGCUGAUAAAUAUAUGGCCCUGAGUGAGGAAAAUGGCAUUACUGCCCCUGGUGAAUCAGUGGUUUUAGAAGCAAAGCCAAAACAAGAUUCUGGGUCUCCAGCUCUGUGCUCCAAGAGUGGGAAGAUCGAAUGAGAUGAAUUUUAAGACCCCCAGAAAUCACCCCUCCCUUUAUAAAAGAGGAAUCUGAUUCACAGAAGUGCCUUGCCCAGUGAUCGAUCACGCAAGCAGCAAGCGGGGAUGGGAGGUCGGCGGGAAUAUCAUCUAUAACGACUGGCCUGCGCCAGAAAUGUAGGGUAUCUCUAUGAGGAGAUGGUGGAGGAGCGGCGGCAGGGCCCCGAAGCCGGGGGUCCGGCUCUCCCAGGAUGGGGAGGGGCCUUCGCGGUGACCACGCCCUCCUCAGCUGCGGCCAGUUCUCCCCGGGCCGAGGGCGGGGGCGGGAGUCGGGGCCAGAAUAGCCAGAGGUCAGGGGUGGGGUCUCCAGCCCUCGCCAUGGAGGGGGAGCCCACCCCAGACUUUUCUGUCCUUCGGGACUUGUUGGCUCCUCCCUGCCUGGAGCCCGAGCUCCAGGGGGUCCUGGCGCUGCCUCGCUCUUCCUGCGCCGGCUCCUUAAUCCUGCGCCGGGAGAACAAGGGCCCUGCAGAGAGCAGGACUCCUUGGCUGGCCCUCCCAGCUGCAGUGACCGGCCUGCGCUUUCUCCAGGAGACAGCAGAGCUGCUCCCGCAGGCUCCCGUGCCAGAAGCCCCCCGAGCUGAGCCCUGGCUGGAGCCACCGCUGCCCCCCAGGACCUUGGCCCCCGUGCCGGUCCCUGGGGGUCCUCGAGCCUGGGAUGCUGCGGACUCGCUGGCCCUCAUCAGCCUUCAGUGUCACAGGCUGAGCCCCCCAAGGACCAGGAAGCAGGUGGGGCUGGGAGUGGGACUGGGUAGGGGACCUGGCCUCCAGGCCCUGGCAGGCAGGACCCUCCGCAAACAGCCCCACCCCCAACGGGGAGCUGAGGGGCAGGAGCCGGGAUUCCAGGGCGUGGUGCUGAGGAUGCACCUGAAGCCUGCUCAGGAGGGGCACCAGCUGCUAAUCACUGCCCAGUUCAGUUCAGCCUGUGGUUCCCGGAGCUGGGGGGCCUCAGCUAGUCCCGCGGAGGCCUUGCCCAACCCUGUGGGGGCAUCCACAUCAAACCAUCAAGAUUCCCCAGGGAGCCGGUGCUGUGCCUCCUGCCGGACCCAGAGAACGCCGCUGUGGCGGGACGCGGAGGACGGGACCCCGCUGUGUAAUGCUUGCGGCAUCAGAUACAAGAAGUAUGGCAUUCGCUGCCCCGCCUGUUGGACUGUUCCCAGGAAGAGCAUCUGCCCACUCGGGCAUUGCACUCGGUGUGGGGCCUGGCUCUGUACCCCGCAGGGCCCCCUCGGGAAAGGGACUGAAGGCCAUGAUUCCGGUGUCCGGCCUCGGGUGCCCCGCCUCCAUGGGGAGAAAGAAAAGAGCUUCCCCAGAGACCUUGCAGUAAGGACAGGAGAGGGAGCAGGGAUCCCCACUGGCCUGGAGCGUAGCCCUGAUGAAAUGUGGAUUCCUGUCCCAGUGGGAAGGCCAGAGCCAUGACCUCAGUCACCCCCUUCACAUUCAAAAUCAGAAAUAAAAUAGAUAUGU